This is a messenger RNA of Anguilla anguilla (European eel), 3966 nucleotides long. RefSeq names its product coiled-coil domain containing 93 (gene ccdc93). The transcript has 23 exons. Gene Ontology annotation, biological process: Golgi to plasma membrane transport. The coding region runs from base 73 to 1965 and encodes 630 amino acids. NCBI's taxonomy places the organism in Eukaryota, Metazoa, Chordata, Actinopteri, Anguilliformes, Anguillidae. The record is from RefSeq and is a predicted model, not a curated record.
GGAAGUGUCUUUGCUUCGUGCAUCUCACAGUGACAGUCAGCUGAUGUUCACGUGAUCUAAAUGUAGUUCAAAAUGGCGGCCACUUCGGUCUUUUCAAGAGUGAGAACAGGGUCUAAAAUAGGAGCUCAAUAUGACCAAGAAGGCAACCUUAUUCAGGUGGAGACGCGAGAGGAUGAAGAACAAAACGUCAAACUCACCGAGAUCCUUGAGUUGUUGCUUGCAGCGGGAUACUUCAGAGCGCGCAUUAAAGGACUGUCUCCCUUUGACAAGGUGGUGGGCGGCAUGACCUGGUGUAUAACAACAUGCAACUUCGACAUCGACGUAGACCUGCUAUUCCAAGAGAAUUCAACCAUUGGUCAGAAAAUAGCCCUUACAGAGAAGAUUGUGUCAGUCCUCCCCAAAAUGAAGUGCCCCCAUUGUCUAGAACCCCAUCAGAUUCAGGGGCUGGACUUCAUCCACAUCUUCCCUGUCGUGCAGUGGUUGGUGAAGCGAGCGAUCGAGACCAGGGAGGAAAUGGGAGACUACAUUCGCUCCUAUGCUGUUGCUCAGUUCCAGAAAACUCACAGCACUCCUGAGGAUGAUGAAUUCACACAGAGGAAGGAGAAAGCUAUAAAAACAGUGGUAGACGUGUGUGAUGUUUACAAACCAGAAAGGAAGUAUAAGCGACAAGCAGAUGCAGGAGAGCUGACAGAUGAAGAAUCUCGAGUUCACUCCACACUGUUAGAAUAUGGAAGACGCUAUGGAUUCAGCAAACAGUCCAAGCAGGACAAAGUGGAGGACAGGAAGUUGUCGCAGGCCCCAGGUCUGCCCCCUGGCAUGACCGAGGUGUCGGAGGAGGAGGAUCUUCAGGCCGCUGAGGAGCUGCGCAUUAAAACUCUGAUGACUGGUAUGGCUGCCAUGGCAACAGAGGAGGGGAGACCGACAGCCAGCGCGGUGGGCCACAUCGUGGGGCUGCAGUCAGAGGAGAUCAAACAGAUUGCGUCCGAGUACGCCGAGAAGACGGAGAGGUCAGCGGAGGACAGGCCGGAGCGUUACGGCCCCGCCCAGCAGCACCGCCGAGCCGUGGCCUCGCUCAGCAAGCAGAUCCAGCACAAGACCAAGCAGCUGGAGGAGCUGCAAGCAAAACAUUUGGAGGUUCAAGCUGGGUGUGAAGAAGCAAAGAGCAAGUUGCUGGAGGCGACUGCGCUGACUGAGAAGCUGGAGAGGGAGCUGGGAGCACUGGAGGAGGUGGAGUCCCAGGCCGAUUCCAGUAUCCUGGAGAAGCUGAGGGCUCUGGUGGCAAUGAACGAGAAGCUGAAAAGCCAGGAGCAGGAGUUCCGAACGCACUGCAGGGAGGAAAUGACCCGUCUGCAGCAUAGCAUCGAGAGCCUGAAGGUGGAGUCUGGGGACGAUGCAGAGGACGAGAAGGAGCGGAACCAGCUCAUCGAGAAGCAGUACAAGACCGACAGGGACAAGCUCCAGAAGAUCCGACUGCUGCUGGCCCGGAGGAACAGGGAAAUUGCUAUCCUGCAGAGGAAGAUUGAUGAGGUGCCAAGCCGAGCCGAGCUGACGCAGUACCAGAAGAGAUUUAUUGAGCUCUAUGGGCAGGUUUCAGCCACCCACAAAGAGACCAAGCAGUUCUUCACCUUGUACAACACGCUAGACGACAAGAAAGUAUUCCUGGAGAAAGAGGUGAACUUGCUGAACUCCAUUCAUGACAACUUCCAGCAGGCUAUGGCGUCAUCGGGAGCCAAAGAACAGUUCCUCAGACAAAUGGAACAGAUUGUGGAGGGCAUCAAACAGAACCGAAUUAAGAUGGAGAAGAAGAAACAGGAAAACAAGAUGAGGAGGGACCAGCUGAACGACGAGUACCUGGAGUUGCUGGAGAAGCAGCGGCUCUACUUCAAGACCGUCAAGGACUUCAAGGAGGAGUGCCGCAAGAACGAAAUGCUUCUUUCCAAGCUGCGAGCGAAGGGCGCCUCCUAGCUGACGUCGCCUCCGAAAAGCUGCCCCAAUUAAAUUUUUUUUAUUUGUUUGUCAUGCUCAGCACUAACAAUACAUUCUUUGGUCUGCUUAUGCCUGUUAGCUUUCUGUGGGACCCCACUGUGUUCAGCUGUUUUGGAAACCAAACUGCACCAAACCCACCUGCCUCCCUGUGGAUCUGUGCCUCUCGCAGUCAACCUGAGCUCAGUUUAGCUUUCUUACUGAGGAGUGUUCUCUGUGUGCUCGAGCUGAAUGGGCUUUCUGAGUUAAUCCACACAAGUGCUGCAUGCUGGCUCUCAAACGUGCCGCAGGGAAUUAAUCGUGUUCGGCUUCUCUUCAGACACAGGUUUGAUGAAUUGCUGGCCAAAGUGUGAAAGUGUAAAUGGCAAACACCAUUUCCUGUGUGCUGAGCUCUGUCUCCUGUGUAACAAAGUCAGGACUCUCAACAGCAGACUACUGUCAGAACCUCAAUCCACAACACACAAUGACAUUAAAGAUACACACGACUGCAAUGCCAGUUCUCUUACAUUAUUGUUCUGACAUUCAUCCCUGUUGAACUUUACCGCUGAAGAUGCAAGAUUAUACAGAGGAGUAAAACACUGCAAUGUUAAGUUACAGUUGCCUUAACCUUACACAGGAACAAAUGGCCAAACAAGCCAAUUCACUGAGAACACAUUUUUAUCUGGCCUGUAAAGUGCCUACAUGUCUAUAAGGGGUCAAUUCUUUUACUUGGUAUUGUAUAGCAAUAUAAUAAUUACCAUUGCCCAGCUUGACAUUUACUGAAAUGAUCCAAGGGAAGUCCUUAGUCAAAGGCAAAGAGGUUCAAACCUGCAGCUAUCCUGUACGGAAUCCAGUUUUUUUUUUUUUUUUUUUUUUUUUUUUUUUUUUUUUUUUUUUGGCCCAAUUCCUCACUGCUGCUACACUCAGAAGAAAACCCCUCAUUUGCUUAAGUGCAAUGGAACAUUCAACAUGCUGGCAUCUUUGAGCCCAGGUUUGCUGGAUUGUUCCAUAUGGGUAUAUGCAGUUUGUAAGCUUGGUUGAGGUGGCACAGUCUGAAGCUGGCCUUAAUUGCUUGCAUUUCCCCGAGCGCCUUCAUAUCAGCGACUGUCCCCCCCAACGGGUGUCUACAAUCAAUCAGUAUUCAUGGUCCAAUUCACAAUAAAGCGCUGUCCACAAUAAAAACAAACUCUCGCAUUUUCAGUCGACAAACGUAGAACCGCGUGACUGCGGUACAUUCAGCCUGAAGGGCCCUGUGUACUUCUCUAGAAGAAAUCCUUGUGCCAGAUUUAGUUUCCAUGCAUUUCCUUUUCUCACAAAUCAUAUUUUCUCACUGACGCUUACGCUCUCACACCCUUUUUCGUGUUUUAACAAGCUCGCUAAUUUUAGUAGGGAACAUCCUUCACAAACCAAUCUCUUCUGACUUAAUUGUGCAAUGUGGGGGCAUUACCUUGUUAACUUCUCUCAUUCAGUUAUAUUAAUUAAAACCAAGGUCUUGUUAUAUAAACAUUUUUUUUACAGGGAUGACCAAUUUAGCAGUUUUUUCUUUGUGUAAAUUGAUAUUGAAGUGCACAGAGAGAUGAGAUACAAAUGAGGUGGAAGGGUUCUGUUGCAAAUAUGUAAAUUUGCAAGCGUGUUAGUCAUGCAAAACAAUUGAAUAAUUCAGAUAAUUACUAGAUGAAGGCAAUUCUCUUUACUCCUGUAUUAGCUUAGCCACCACUGCAUUGAGUGACAGAUCAUGGAAUGAACUAAUGUGCUGCAUGAGCAAAUUUUGUGAUUGCAGUUUUAGAGUCUUGUGACUUUAACUCUGGGUGUUUAUACAUGUGAUUUUAAGGACUAAGGGCUUUGGUCAGUGGAGAACCAUGGCAAACUCUUACCUCAUCUCACAAGCACCUGGUAAUCGAUGACAUUAAAAACUGUCUUCAUGGAGGUUUCUUUUUUUAAAUUUCCUUACUGUGCCAGAUGCAUUCUGUUAAAAUUACUCAUUAAAAGUGCAAUUAAGUACAA